Lecanosticta acicola is the source of this 1158-nucleotide messenger RNA. NCBI's taxonomy places the organism in Eukaryota, Fungi, Ascomycota, Dothideomycetes, Mycosphaerellales, Mycosphaerellaceae. The record is from the annotation of a GenBank genome assembly.
AUGGUCCUCGAAGCCAUCCGCUACCAGCCCGGUAGCUUACAAAUCCUCAACCAACUCAAGCUUCCCCAUCAGGAAGAAUACGACGAUAUCCGCUCCGCAGAAGAUGGAUGGCAUGCGAUCAAGGAAAUGCGAACCCGCGGAGCACCUGCUAUUGCCAUUGUAGCAGCGCUCUCACUGGCCGUGGAGCUCACGCACGCGAAAUUGUCCGACAACGGGGAAGAAGUCGCGGCUUUCAUCCUCGAGAAACUGGAUUACCUCGUCACGAGCAGACCAACGGCAGUAAACCUGGCCGAUGCCGCGACGAAGUUGAAGAAGAUUGUUGCGGCUGCCGCGUCACAGGGACAGGCCGUGGCGAAGACGUACUGCGAUGCGGCCGCGCAGAUGCUAAUUGCGGAUGUCUCUGAUAAUCAAGGCAUCGGAAAGUACGGAGCAGAGUGGAUCGAGAGGAAAGCAGGCGGUGGAAAGGUCAGCGUGCUCACGCACUGCAACACUGGCUCGUUGGCUACAGCAGGCUAUGGAACGGCAUUGGGAGUCGUUCGAUCCCUGCAUGCCAAUGGCACUCUACAGCACGCUUUCUGCACAGAGACUCGGCCUUACAAUCAAGGAUCCCGGCUCACUGCGUUUGAGCUCGUGCACGACAAGAUCCCAGCUACACUCAUCACAGACUCCAUGGCCUCUGCACUUCUGAGACUCAAGGGCCCUUCCGAACGGAUAGCCGCAAUCGUUGUCGGCGCAGAUCGUGUAGCAGCAAAUGGCGACACUGCUAACAAGAUUGGCACUUAUCAGCUCGCCAUCACUGCCAAGUAUCACGGGGUCAAAUUCUUGGUCGCGGCCCCCAGAACGACCAUCGACCUGAAUACCAAGUCUGGUGCCCAGAUCGUCAUCGAGGAGAGACCUGGCCAAGAGAUGACCAUGCUGAAGGGCCCGAGAUUUGAUGGCGUCGACCUGGAUCUCACACAGAUCGAGACCGUGAGCAUCGCCGCAAAGGGAAUUGAUGUGUGGAAUCCUUCGUUCGAUGUCACGCCUGCGGAGCUCAUUGACGGCAUCAUUACUGAGAUUGGCGUUUUCGAGAAGGGCGCGAGCGGCGCGUUCGAUCUAACAGCUGCCAUGGAAGCGCACAAUGAGGGUGUCAAGCCGACCACCGUGGGCGGACUUUAA